Ruditapes philippinarum (Manila clam) is the source of this 1199-nucleotide messenger RNA. RefSeq lists its product as uncharacterized. NCBI's taxonomy places the organism in Eukaryota, Metazoa, Mollusca, Bivalvia, Venerida, Veneridae. The record is from RefSeq and is a predicted model, not a curated record. The transcript has 3 exons. The coding region runs from base 106 to 453 and encodes 115 amino acids.
GAUGUUUAAACAGCUUUUUUUUAAAAAUCACAAACCGUGUCAAAAUUAUAAAUAAAACCCCGUCACAUAAAUACGGUAAACAUUUUAUGUCUUGAAACCAGAGCAAUGAAUUCGUUUACUCGUUUAUUAUUCGGAGGAAUAUUUCUUCUUACUUUUAUAGUUCAUGAAACAAGUUCGAAUGAAUGUAUCGACUGUACCAAAUGUCGAAAGGAAUUUUAUGUGGAUGGGGAACUAUCGCCGGACUGUCUAGAGGGUUGCAAAAGUGACAAGAUGGAUAAUGAGAUGAUGAAGCGAUGUGCCAUGUCGUUGCGAUGUACUACAAAGGAGGGUGUACAACAAUGUGCGUGCACCCACCAGGCUUGUCCUACCAGCGGUAGCCACACUUUGAAGCUACCAGUAUACCUAUUGCUGUCAUACAUGUUUGCCACUUUAUCUCUAAAAUAUCUUGUAUGACCAAAUAUUGUUAAUUCUUGAAAAACUGUAAAACUGUGUAUCAUGUAGAGUAGGGACUUGUAUACGAGGAAUUGUGAUACUGCAACCAUUCCUAAGAUGUACAAAAACUUUAUUUUUAUUACAUUUUUCGUUAUGUAUAUUUUGAUAUUUUCUCCUUUUGUAUGAUUAACCUCACUGUAUUUGCAUUAUGAACUCGACUUACUUUGAAUUUGGUGCAUUGGUUAUACAAUGGUUUGAAAAUACCAAACUAAGGAUUUAACCACAGGAACAGCUGCGUAUGGAGAUAGAAAGUCCUAAAUUUAUUUAAAAUCCUAGAUAUUACCCAGGGCUGCGUUUCAUAGGAAGUCCUAAGUGUAUCCAAAAUUCUAGAUAUUACCCAGGACUGAGUUUCAUAGAAAGUCCUAGGACUUUUGACAAACUAUAACAAUAGCUUAAGAAUGUUUCAAUAAAUAAUUUUACCUGUUGUGAAAGUCUUAAACUUUCAUUAAUUUCAUUUUCCUGAGAAAAGUUAAAAAGAUACAAUAACACACGCUUCAAUAUGGUUAUCUGCAUGGCUUUUAAGACAUUGGACAAGUGGUGACAUUGGAAACAUAUCUUUGAAGCACAAAACUGUCUUAACUUUGGUCCGGAGACUGAUUUAAGGGCUUUUCAUGAAACGCAACACUGAUCGUUAGCCAAUACAAGGAACAAUGGAGUUAUGUUUACAUGUAUAUCUUGUUAUCAAGAAUAAAGAAAACAAAACAAAA